Molecule: messenger RNA, 3151 nt
Organism: Rattus rattus (black rat)
Lineage: Eukaryota; Metazoa; Chordata; Mammalia; Rodentia; Muridae
Gene: Filip1l
Product: filamin A interacting protein 1 like
Exons: 1
Coding region: 114-2795 (893 amino acids)
Source: RefSeq, a predicted model, not a curated record
UAAAGAAACUAAUUGACCAAGAAACUGAGUCCCAGGAAAAGAAGGAGCAAGAAAAGGAGAAGAGGAUCAAGGCCCUGAAAGAGGAGCUGACCAAGCUGAAGUCUUUUGCUUUGAUGGUUGUGGAUGAACAACAACGGCUUACAGCUCAACUCGCCCUUCAAAGACAGAAAAUCCGAGAUCUGACCACAAGUGCAAAGGAAACACAGGGUAAACUAGCCCUUGCUGAAGCCAGAGCUCAGGAAGAAGAGCAGAAGGCAUCUAGGCUAGAAAAAGAACUGCAAACACAGACCACAGAGUUUCAGCAAAACCAAGACAAAAUUAUGGCAAAGCUCACCAACGAGGACAGUCAAAACCGCCAACUCCGACAGAAGCUGGCAGCACUCAGCCGGCAAAUUGAUGAGUUAGAAGAGACCAACAGGUCUUUACGAAAAGCCGAGGAAGAGCUGCAAGAUAUAAAAGAAAAAAUAAACAAGGGAGAAUAUGGAGACUCUGGUAUCAUGGAUGAAGUGGAUGAGCUCAGGAAGCGCGUGCUGGAUAUGGAGGGGAAAGACGAGGAGCUCAUAAAAAUGGAGGAGCAGUGCAGAGACCUCAAUAAGAGGCUUGAGAAAGAGACAGUACAGAGUAAAGACUUCAAACUAGAGGUUGACAAACUUAGUAUAAGGAUCGCGGCUCUGGAAAAAUUAGAAGAUGCUUUAGACAAAAGCAAACAAGAAUGCUACUCUCUGAAAUGCAAUUUAGAGAAAGAAAAGAUGACCACAAAGCAGUUGUCGGAAGAGCUGGAGAGUUUAAAUGCCAGAAUCAAAGAACUGGAAGCCAUCGAAAGCCGGCUGGAAAAGACAGAAAUCACACUAAAGGAUGACUUAACUAAACUGAAAACAUUAACUGUAAUGCUUGUGGAUGAACGAAAAACAAUGAGUGAAAAAUUAAAGCAAACGGAAGAUAAGUUACAAACCACCGCCUCUCAGCUCCAAGCAGAGCAAAAUAAAGUGACAACAGUGACUGAGAAGUUAAUUGAGGAAACCAAGAGAGCACUCAAGUCCAAAACUGAUGCAGAAGAGAAGAUGUACAGUGUAACCAAGGAAAGAGAUGACCUCAGAAAUAAACUCAAGGCAGAAGAAGAGAAAGGACACGAUCUCUUGUCAAAAGUUACUGUACUGAAAAACAGGCUUCAGUCACUGGAAGCAAUUGAGAAAGAGUUCGUGAAAAACAAAUUAAACCAGGACUCCAGUAAGUCCACAGCAGCAUUACACCAAGAAAACAAUAAGAUUAAGGAGCUCUCUCAAGAAGUGGAAAAGCUAAAACUGAAGCUAAAAGAUAUGAAAGCCAUUGAGGAUGACCUUAUGAAAACAGAGGAUGAGUAUGAGACCUUAGAACGGAGGUAUGCUAACGAGAGAGACAAGGCUCAGUUUCUGUCUCAAGAGCUGGAACAUGCUAAAAUGGAACUUGCCAAGUACAAGUUAGCGGAAAAGACAGAGUCCAGCCAUGAGCAGUGGCUUUUCAGGAGGCUCCAGGAAGAAGAAGCGAAAUCAGGCCACCUGUCAAGAGAAGUGGACGCAUUAAAGGAGAAAAUUCACGAGUACAUGGCAACAGAGGACCUCAUUUGUCACCUCCAGGGAGACCACUCUGUUCUGCAAAAGAAACUAAACCAACAGGAAAACAGGAACAGAGAUUUGGGAAGAGAGAUUGAAAACCUCACUAAAGAGUUAGAAAGGUAUCGGCAUUUUAGUAAGAGCCUCCGGCCUAGUCCCAACGGAAGAAGAAUCUGUGACCCACAAGUAUUUUCUAAAGAAGUUCAAACGGAAGCAGCAGACAGUGAGCCUCCAGACUACAAGAGCCUCAUUCCUCUGGAGAGACCAGUGAUCAAUGGUCAGUUGUAUGAGGAGAAGGAGGACCAGGAUGACAACCCUAACGAGGAGGAGUCCGUGCUGUCCUUUAGAUGCAGCCCGUCUACUUCUCUUCCUAUGAACAGGAAACUGUGGAUUCCUUGGAUGAAAUCCAAGGAGGGCCAUCCUCAGAAUGGAAAAAUACAAACUAGGUCCAAUGGCAACUUUGUACAACCUGGAGAUCUAGUUCUAAGUCACACACCUGGGCAGCCACUUCACAUAAAGGUUACUCCGGACCACACGCAAAAUACGGCCACUCUUGAGAUCACAAGUCCAACCACAGAGAGUCCUCACUCCUACACCAGCACAGCAGUGAUACCAAACUGUGGCACCCCAAAGCAAAGGAUUACCAUUCUCCAAAAUGCCUCUAUCACACCAGUUAAGUCCAAAAGCUCUACGGAAAGCCUUAUGAACUUAGAGCAAAGCAUGCCCCCAGUUACCAUGGCAACCUUUGCCAGAGCACAGACCCCGGAGUCCUGUGGUUCUGUGACUCCAGAACGGACAAUGUCACCUAUUCAGGUUUUGGCUAUGACUGGUUCACCUAGUUCUCCUGAGCAAGGCUGCUCUCCAGAGCCGAUAGAGAUCAGCGCCAAGCAUGCAAUUUUCAGAGUCUCACCAGACCGGCAGUCAUCAUGGCAGUUUCAACGUUCAAACAGUAACAGUUCAAGUGUGAUAACUACUGAGGAUAAUAAAAUCCACAUUCACUUAGGAAGUCCUUACAUGCAAGCUGUGGCUGGCCCCGUGAGACCUGCCAGCCCUUCAGCACCACUGCAGGAUAACAGAACUCAAGGCUUAACUAAUGGGGCACUAAACAAAACAACCAAUAAAGUCACCAGCAGUAUUACUAUCACACCAACAGCCACACCUCUUCCUCGACAAUCACAAAUUACAGUAAGUAAUAUAUAUAACUGACCACCCUCACCCGCAUCUAGUUCAUACUGAUAUUCUUGCAAGGAACUCAGUCCCUUUUUAAUCACCCCUCCAAAGCCCUGAAAAGAAUGACUAAACCUGUACUUUGGGAAGAUGGUGCAUGGACUGUCCAAGAGUAUCUGGAACUAACUAUGUGUUGCCUGCAUAGUCAUAUCGAGUGUGCACUUACUGUAUAUCUUCUUAUUUACAUACCUGUAUGGAAAAUAUUUAGUCUGCACUUGUAUAAAUACAUCUUUAUGUAUUUCAUUUUCCAUAACUCACUUUAAUUUGACUGCAGCUUGUCGUGGUGAAUCACUUAACAUUAUAAAACAGUAAAUAGUUUGUUACUUUUGCCACUG